Lagopus leucura (white-tailed ptarmigan) is the source of this 3269-nucleotide messenger RNA. RefSeq names its product neuralized E3 ubiquitin protein ligase 1B (gene NEURL1B). The coding region runs from base 132 to 1781 and encodes 549 amino acids. The record is from RefSeq and is a predicted model, not a curated record. The transcript is spliced from 6 exons. Lineage: Eukaryota; Metazoa; Chordata; Aves; Galliformes; Phasianidae. Gene Ontology annotation, molecular function: ubiquitin protein ligase activity. Gene Ontology annotation, biological process: ubiquitin-dependent endocytosis. Gene Ontology annotation, cellular component: early endosome.
UGUCAAGAGGAACCAGAACGUUGCUGUAUGGGACCUGCUGAAUCACAGCCUGAACCACUGAUGGAUCACCUGAGGUUCCUUGCAUUGCUGCUUAUUUGACUGAUAAGCAUAUCCACGUGAAUUAGAGAAAAAUGGGUCAGUCUUUAAACACAGGCCACCAGACCCGCUCGGUCUCCAGCCGUCCCUACUACAGCUUGCCCAACAGCAGCCAUGAGCGCCGCUCAGUGCUCACCGUCACGGAGCCGCUGCGCUUCCACUCCCACGCCAAGGGCAAAAACGUGCGGCUGGACGCCCAUUCCCGACGGGCCACGCGGAGGAACAGCUUCUGUAACGGGCUCACCUUCACCAACCGGCCCAUCCACGUCUACGAGAAGGUGCGGCUGAAGCUGGUGGCUGUGCACCAUGGCUGGAGCGGGGCCCUGCGCUUCGGCUUCACCAUCCACGACCCGUCGCAGAUGAGCUCUGACGACAUACCAAAGUACGCCUGCCCAGACCUGGUGACCCGGCCCGGCUACUGGGCCAAAGCCCUGCCAGAAAGGUUUGCUGUCAGGGACAAUGUCUUGGCCUUCUGGGUUGACCGUCACGGGAGAGUCUUCUACAGUAUUAAUGACGAGGAGCCGAUAUUGUUUCACUGUGGUAUUAAAGUCUCCGGUCCUCUCUGGGCACUCAUAGAUGUCUAUGGAAUUACCCACGAAGUGCAAAUACUAGAUAGCAUGUUUGCAGAGACCACUGCCCGUCUCAACACCGCCCGUCUCAGCUCUUGCCUUCCCCAGAGCAACCACGACUCGGCCAACUUCAAUAACAAUGAACUGGAGAAUAAUCAAGUGGUGGCCAAAAUAGCAAACCUAAACCUGAGCCGGGUGCCGGGACUUGCGACAGACAACCACAUCAUCCCCUGCUGCCCCAACCGGCGGCUGCGUGUGCAGGGGGUCCCGGCCUUCCUGGACACAGACCUGCGAUUUCACCCCACCCAUGGACCUGACAUCACCUUUUCCCAGGACCGGAUGGUCGCCUGCACCAACUGGCAAGAGAGCAGUAGGACUUUGGUGUUUUCUGACCGUCCUUUGCACGUCGGCGAGAGCCUGUUUGUGGAAGUGGGACACCUUGGGUUGCCAUACUACGGGGCCCUCUCGUUUGGCAUCACUUCUUGUGAUCCGAGUACUUUAAGGACAAACGAGCUCCCAGCAGAUCCGGACUCUCUCCUGGACCGCAAAGAGUACUGGGUGGUGUUCCGGGCCUUCCCGGUCUUCAGCGGAGGUGACAUCCUCAAUUUCACGGUCUUGCCAAACGGCGAGGUGCACCAUGGGGUGAAUGGAGCGAGCCGUGGCAUGCUGAUGUGCGUGGAUACCUCGCAGUCUCUCUGGGUGUUUUUUACAAUCCAUGGUGUAAUCAACCAGCUCAAAAUACUGGGCACUGUGCAGUCCAGCCCAGUGACCGUCUCACCCUCAGGGUCCCCCGGUGGCUCACAGUACGACAGCGACUCUGACAUGGCCUUCAGUGUCAACAGGUCAUCGUCUGCCUCGGAGUCUUCGCUUGUGACUGCUCCCAGUUCUCCCCUGAGCCCCCCUGUCUCUCCCGUCUUCCCCCCUCCGGAGCCAUCCAGCAGCAAAAACGGGGAAUGCACCGUCUGCUUUGACAGCGAGGUGGACACAGUGAUCUAUACCUGUGGACACAUGUGCCUCUGCAACACCUGUGGUCUUAAGCUGAAGAAGCAGCUCAACGCCUGCUGCCCCAUCUGCCGACGGGUCAUCAAAGAUGUUAUUAAGAUUUACCGCCCGUAGCGCCCGGCUUGGGCUUGGGAAGGGAGACCGCCGCUAGCAGUAACCAUGCCUUUCCGUCCCUGCUUAUGGGUUAUCGUGCUGGUCAGUUGUAAUCAAGUGGCUCGUUAUCUGUGUUUCCUUAUUUGAUUGGUAGGGCAUAAUUCAGGGAUCAAAUUGAGAUAAGGAUCACAUGGGGCAGUGCUGCUGGGCUGUGUGCCCACAGAGUGAAUUGCGGUAGGAAUCCGACCCAGCUGCAGAUGGGAAAUUCCCUGUGCCAAGCUUUUUUAUCCUGCAGAGGAUAAGGCUGAUGUGAUGUGGGUUGGGAGGGAACGCUGCAGUUCGCUGGGUGCUGCUGGAUUGCCCGGCCCCAGAGCUCAGACAACUCUGUGCUGCUGGUGCUGUGGUGGAGCAAAAUUAGAAUGUGGCCCAGUGGGAGGGUUUGGAGUGGACAAAAUUGAUCUGAAAAUUUAAUACCCAUCCAUUUAAGGGGAGCAAGCAAAGGCCAAAAUAGUAGCACAACUAGACUGUCAUUUGUUUGGGUUUUGAGCAGGCUGCUGGGGCAUGUGGAGGAGCUGCUUCCUUUGGCUUGGCUGCAGCAGCUCUUUCUUUUUUUGGUGGAACAGGGCCCAGGUCUUGCUCUGCUCCUCCCAGCAUGGGGCAGUUGCGGUCUCAUAGGGACCUGCUUGGCUCAUGUCUCUUAUCCUUCCCCAGUCCCUGUGGGCUCACCUUCUUUCUGGGCACUGUGCCAUUUUUCUUCUGCCUCUCUGGAUUUCCCAGCACAGCUCCCACUGCCCACACACUGGCUGCCAGGAGAGGCUUCAGCCACAGGCAAGAACUCAUUGGGAUGAAUAGGGAUCAAACUUGGCUUUGCUGGGGAGGUGGAAGGAAAGGCUCUGAGGCUAUUAUUAGACUUAAAAGGUAAACGUAUUUCAGCUGUGGUGUUAGACAGCCAUGAGCAGCAGCAAUCUAGAGGAGGAGGGAAGUGUAUGGGCAGGCAGUGGGUCUGUGCAGGGCUUGGUGUCCUCCCUGACGCUCCCACAGGAGCUCCCCUAUCCUUUGUCCCCCUGCAGGCUUCCUCCCACACAAGACUCAGGCCUGGCUGCAUUUCAUGAUGCAAACCAGAGGCUGAAAGAGGGGCUGAUGUCAUUCUAGCUCAAUGAUUGUGUGCCACCAAGUGAGUAAGAAAGGUGUAGUUGUCACAUUUCAGUCCAAAAAUGGAGAAAAGCAACCCAUGUGCUGCAGGGCCGCUGAGUGCAGAGGGAUGCUCCUGUCCCUCCAUGCCAUGGGUGUGCUGCUGACUCUGUGCUGCUGACUCUCUGCUGCUACUGCUGUUGGUGGCCUGGCCAUGCUGCCCAGUGGGGGCUGUGGGGCUGCUCUCUCUCUCCCUGGGGGCAGUGAGCUGUCCUACAUACACCCAGCAGGCAGGGCAUAGAGAAAACUUUUUUUGUUUUAAAACUUAAAGAGCUAAUGAGCGUUUCAAUUAAGUGUAUGGAGGAGAGGCUGCUUUAA